This is a messenger RNA of Scleropages formosus (Asian bonytongue), 3531 nucleotides long. It is a transcript of the gene anapc5, whose product is annotated as anaphase promoting complex subunit 5. The coding region runs from base 190 to 2502 and encodes 770 amino acids. Gene Ontology annotation, biological process: positive regulation of mitotic metaphase/anaphase transition; protein K11-linked ubiquitination; anaphase-promoting complex-dependent catabolic process. Lineage: Eukaryota; Metazoa; Chordata; Actinopteri; Osteoglossiformes; Osteoglossidae. Gene Ontology annotation, molecular function: protein binding. The record is from RefSeq and is a predicted model, not a curated record. The transcript has 17 exons. Gene Ontology annotation, cellular component: anaphase-promoting complex.
CACUAGUCCUCACUCGAUUGGUUACCUUGCGUAGGAGGAGCCUACAGAGCGGUACUUUCGUUUCAUUUUUUUUUCUCUCUAAUUUUUCCUGCGGACGAGCGCGCAGUUCCGCCGGUUCGCCGCAAAUGGUCGCGCCGCGCUGAUUUGAUCGUAUUUAACGCGGGUUGAGCGCGCCGCUGUCCUCGCGCCAUGGCGAGCGUGCACGAGAGCCUGUAUUUCAACCCGAUGAUGACGAACGGCGUGGUGCACGCGAACGUGUUCGGCAUCAAGGACUGGGUGACCCCCUACAAGAUCAGCGUGCUCGUGCUGCUGGACGAGAUGACGAUCUCGAAGCGCAUGACGCUGCUGGAGAGGAGGCGUCUCAACAAGCUCAUCCUGCCGCUGCAGCAGGGCCCGGACCUGACGCUCCGGCACUUUCUGAAGACCGUGGAGGAGUGUUCGGCCGAGACCGCGUUUGCCGUCAAGCUCAGGUUGCACAUGAUGGUGGUCGGCGAACUGAAGGACAUGGAGUCGUUUUUCGACACGCUUCCGAACCCGUUCAGCGACGCAGAGUCGGAGGCCAGCAAGACCAGUGUCGUCGGACUCUUCAUGAGACACAUGCUUCUUGCCUACAACAAGCUGUCCUUCAGCCAGGUGUACAAGCUGUACACGGCUCUCCAGCGUUACUAUGACGACUGUCUGGGUAGCCAGCCGGGCCCGCCGACUGCACCCCCGGUAGACGCUGAUAUGGAACUGUCUGAGAUGGAGCUGACGAGCACCGAAGAUGGUGCGGAGGGGAAGAUGGACAAGGAGGAGCCGGACGCGGGACCGAUGCAGUACUCCGAGCUGCUCGACGAAGCCCCGCGGAGGUGCCCCCUCUCCCAGAAGCAAGCGGAGUAUUUCCUCGCCAGACAGGCAUACCUCCUGAAGAAUGACGAGAACAAGGCCCUGAAACCCGCCGCCCUCCAGGAGGAGCUCAACAACAUGCUGAAGUUCAACCCCGACUUCGCCGAAGCGCACUACCUGAGUUACCUGAACAGCAUGCGGGUGCAGGACGUCUUCAUCUCCACCCACAGCCUGCUGCACUACUUCGACCGGCUCAUCCUGACCGGCGGUGACGGCAAGAGCAACGGGGACGAGGGCUACGGACGCAGCCUGCGCUACGCCGCCCUCAACCUGGCCGCUCUGCACUGCCGCUUCGGCCACUACCAGCAGGCGGAGCUCGCCCUGCAGGAGGCCAUCCGCAUCGCCCAGGAGUCCAACGAUCACGUGUGUCUGCAGCACUGCCUGAGCUGGCUCUACACGCUCGAGCAGAUGAAAGGGUCGGACAGCUCGGUGCUCACAGAGGACUCUGUGAAGAUGGCUGCCCACUUUGGCCUUCCGUACCUGGCCUCCCUGGGUAUCCAGUCGCUCGUCCAGCAGGGCGCGACCGGGGGCAAAGCGGCCAACAUGCUGAUGGAUGCGCUGAAGGACACGGACAUCCUGCACUGGAAGCACAGCCUGUCUGAGCUGAUUGACAUCAGCCUGGCCCAAACCACCUCCAUCUGGAGGAUGUAUGGCAAGAGCACCAUGGCGCUGCAGUGUGCCCAGGUGCUGCUCAACAUGAACAGUCUGGAGCAGGUUGACUUUGGGGUGCAGCAGAACAACACGGAGGCCUUUGCAGUGGUCCUGUGCCACCUGGCGGAGCUGCACGCCGAGCAGGGUCUGUUUGGCGCCUCCUCUGAGAUCCUGAAGCACUUGAAGGAGCGGUUCCCCCCUCACACUCAGCAUGCAAAACUCUGGAUGUUGUGUGACCUGAAGAUCCAGUUUGAGAGAGCCAUGAAUGACGGCAAGUACCACCUAGCGGAGCCUCAUGUCGCCGCCAUCGCUGCCCUCGACCAAAUGGAGGGCCUCUAUAGGAAAGGCCUGGUGAUGAAGGCCCAGAACCAGACCACAGAUGCCUACAGGGUGCUGCAGAGACUGCAGCUGCUUUGCGAGAAGACGAAAUGCACGGAGAUGAUCAUCCGGGUGAUGCUGACCACGGCCGAGCUCCACUGGGAGUCGUCCGGUUUCUCCACGGCGCUGCCGCUACUGCUGCAGGCUCUGGUCCUGGCGCGACAGCACCACCUGCAGGCGCUCGCCUCCGAGACCAUCCUGCACCUGGCCUUCUCUCAGCUGAUGCUGGGUGUGCCGGAGCAGGCGCUCAACAUCCUGCACGAGGCGAUGGAGCCCAUCCUGGCCCACGGCGCCCUGCUGGACAAGGGCCGCGCCCUGCUGCUGGUGGCCAAGUGCCAGAUGGCCGUUUCCGGGGGAAGGGAGGACCGCCGCACAGGCCUGGAGCAGGCUGUGCAGACGCUGGAUGAAGCUGCCGCCUACUUCUCGCGCAUGGGCUGCAAGGACCGCCUGCGGGACACGCACUACCUGCAGGCACGGCUACACCACGCCCUCGGCCACACGGCGCAGCGUAACGAGUGCGCGCUGCUCUUCCGCAUGGUGGACCAGGAACUGCCGCCGGCCCGCGCCAACCUCGCCAACCGCCUGUGAGGGGCAGCGCUGCGCUGCACCCCGAGGCAGCCGGGCGUCACGCUGACACUCCAGCGUUACUCUCUUCGUGGAGCCGCGUAACUGGAAAUGAUUCGCUUUAGUUCGGUAACGGUGGUCGUCAUCAGGAAGGGCAGCGCCGUGAACUUUUACUCCUUUUUGUUCCAUAGAAACUUGACGGCGGAGUAAAAAUGGAGCCGUUUGUCCUGCUCCCGCCUGUGAGUGUGAACAGGGAACGUGAUUCCAUUGAAGUAAAUAAAUGAUGGUGCUGGUGACGACUGCUGAUAAAUUGUACUGAGCCUUUUCUCAGAACCAGCUUUUUUUUUUUUUUUCCCCCCUGCGUCUCAUGUGUCCGAAAGAAAUGAAUGAAUAUUAAUUUUAUAAUAGCCUUCAGUUGUAUUAAUUAUGAGAGCCGUUAACUGUUUUUGGGGGCUGCCACAGGUAGCGGUUUUGGGCAGGAAACUCAUCGGAACUGUCGUCUUGCAUCGAAAGGUUCGGGGUUUGAAUCCCACCUCCUGCUUUACAGCCCUUGAUCAGGGUAUUUACCCUGACCUUUACAGUAAAAAUGACCCUGCUUUCUAAAUGGGUAAAUGAAUACAAGUAACUAAAGUGUACAAACCUCACACUGGGGGUCAGAUAAAUUUUAAAAAAGCUUCUUGUUACACUGUGUUUUUGUAGAGUGGUACAGUAAGGACUCUGGAAGAACGUUCUGGAAGGGAGGCGCAUAAACAUUGUAUUCGACUGAAAGGCGAAGUGGACUGAUGGAACAGACAAAAGUGUGUGCGCUUCCAAAGACCACUAGGUGGCGUACAAGAGCUGCAUUUCCCAAAGCGAGCGAGAGACAGCAUGUGCUAGGAAGAGCAGGCCACGGUGCUUUCUCCCUGUAUUUGUGCAGUGACAUUGGACAUCUUUGAAUGUCCUCCGUUGAUCAGAAGGUCAAGACCAGAUCGGUGCCUAUCAGGUUAUGGUCUUCCUGAUGGAUGAAAUGCCUUUUUUAUUAUUUUUUUAAAUUUUUUAAAUAAAACCCCUGUA